Molecule: messenger RNA, 1089 nt
Organism: Symbiodinium sp. CCMP2456
Lineage: Eukaryota; Dinophyceae; Suessiales; Symbiodiniaceae
Source: the annotation of a GenBank genome assembly
AUGAUCGCGCCACGCAGCAUCGGCUCUGCUGGCACUGUGAAAGCCUCCAAGCAAUGCUCACCCACCGGAUAUGGUGGCAAGAAUUGGGAGGGGGAUGCCCCGAGAGCUCGCAGCAGGCAGGGCAGGUCCGGCAGUGAGAUUGCGGGAAUCACUGCCUCGCUUCUCCACUGUGGCUGGCAGCGGCAGCAUCGCCUUCGUUCCGCACCUCGCUUAUCGACAGAUGUGCCGGAGCCUUCGAAACGACGGUGGCCCCGGUGGUCUUCUCUGGACGCGGAGAUCCUGGAGGUUUGGGCCCCUGCCGUCGCCAACCUCAUCCUCCUGCCUUUGGUGGGAUCGAUCGACCUGUUUUGGAUCGGUCAAUCCCGAGACCCGUGGGCGAUUGCUGGGAUGGGUGCGGCCAACCAAGUUUACAGCACCAUCUAUUUCCUCAUCAGCUUCCUCCCUGCUGUGGUUACGCCUCGUAUAGCUGAGGAGAUUGCCCGGGGUCGCAAAUCGAUGGCGGCCAAGUGGGUAAGAGAAGCCCUGGGCUUUGCUUGCCUCAUGGGGGCCUUUGGCACUCUGGCGCUUGUGAGCUUUCCCCAUGUCGUGCUGAAGCUCAUUUCCGAUAGACCUCAAGUCUUAGCAGAAGCAAUACCCUACGCACGCAUCCGGGGCCUCUCCCUGAUAGCCACUCUGUGCAGCACCGUGAGCUUCGCGACCUUUCGAGGGCUUCUGGACUUCCGCACCCCUUUGAGGGUGUCAUUGGCGGCGAACAUGUUGAAUGCCUGCCUUGAUCCACUGCUUAUGUUCGGCUUCGGCUUGGGAGUCUCGGGUGUGGCUGCUGCGACAUCCAUCGCAGAGCUCUUCUCCGCAGUGACUUUCAUGUCCCUCCUACGACGGCGGGGCCUGCUGGAAGGGCUCCCCUCCUUACCUGACGCCGGCUUUGCCUAUGAAGGGCUUGGGCUUGGGUUAAGAUUUUCUGUUGGGGAAGCGGAGGUUCUGCCCAUAAUGUCGACCACUGGGCUCACUGGGCCUCUUCGUGCGAGUAGCAGUAUCAGGUCCUGUCAACAUCCGGAAAGCGGGCUCAUGUGCUGUAAGAUCUGCAUCUAG